This is a messenger RNA of Epinephelus fuscoguttatus (brown-marbled grouper), 3053 nucleotides long. RefSeq lists its product as uncharacterized. The transcript is spliced from 5 exons. NCBI's taxonomy places the organism in Eukaryota, Metazoa, Chordata, Actinopteri, Perciformes, Serranidae. The record is from RefSeq and is a predicted model, not a curated record. Bases 177 to 839 code for a protein of 220 amino acids.
AAUACAGAAUGCGGUGAGAUCAACACCAAGUCCAACCUCAGAAACCUGCCCUUUUCCUGUUUAAUAAAGAGCUCAGCAUCACAGUGAGGUGUUUGUGAUGUCGCCUGGUGUCUCUGUGCUUUGAUCGGUCGUUUUCCAGUUUUAAUCACAGAGCGAGAAGGAGCAGAGAGGCUGAGAUGACAGCUCACAGCUUCAACAUCUUCAUCAUCUUCACACUUUGUCUGAGCUUCAGCUUCCACCCAAGCCAUGGUUUUGAGGUGUUUCAGCCAAAGAGUCGGGCUGUGAACCCAGACGGGUCGACCUCUGUCAGCUGUGAACAUAAUGCAAACGUCACCUCGGUCAAAGAUGUUCGACUCAACGCCAUAUCGACAACAUACAAACCUCGACUGCUCUGCCAGAAGGGGAAGAAAGACUGUAAGAACAUCAUCAUGCAUCAAGUGAAUCUUAAAAGGUGGCUUUUCAUCCUACUUGAUGUCGGGCCAGAGGCCAUGAAAAUAACAUACCAGUGUGAGUUCACUGUGAUAAUAAAUGAGCUAGAGCACACCAAGGAGGGAACACCAACUAGACUACUGCCAGGUCAAAAGGAAGGACCCUGCACAUUUGAACCUCCUCCUCCUCCUCCUCCUCCUCCUCCUCCUCCACCUCCUUGUCUUCAGUUUCAUCAGCUCAGGUGGAUUCUGAUUGGUCUGCUGGCUCUGAUGUUCCUGUAUAGCUGCAUCAUCACCUCCUUAUACAUCAGACUGAGGACCAGUGACAUAGAUCCUGAAAACUCCGUCUAUGUUGAAAUGAGGAAAGCGCCUCGGCAAAUGAACUCACCUUUUGACAUUUAUUGUGGGUAGCUGACUCACUCUUCUUCACCACUGGCAAUAUGCUGAAUGUAAUGAGAGGGAAAACACUGCUGUUGUUGCAGCUGGUAUCAAAGCCUUGCUUUUGGAUAUCUUUUGUUUGUACUGAAGAUGAACAGCAGGGUGAGACAAAGACUGUCUAAAGCACCCAUGAAGUCUGCCAUUGUACAAGUGUUCAUCUCUACUGUAUGCAAUGUGGCACUAGGACAUUAUCCAUUAUGUUGUGUAUGUAUAUGGAUAUAUAUAUAUAAUUUAUUAUGAUUUUUUUUUAAUCAAUGCUUUUAAAAUCCCGGUUAAUGGGAGUUUUCUAAUGCUUUCACUGAGUGAAUUCAUGCAUAUGCCCACAAAUUAAUCUAUGUGACUGUUAGGGUUCAACUUUGUUGAACUGUGACAGUGUUCUCCCUGGAAAUACUUUCUAUUGAACGAAAUGGUAUACAAAAUGCCACAGGAAAAUGAACAGAAGAGUAGAGAGCAGCUGCAGGAGCUAUAGUGGCCCUGCAAGUCACUGUCAUCGAGUUUUGGGCCACCACCUGUUUCCUGUGAAUGAGUGAGCAUCACUUUUUGUGAAUUUCACCUUGCAAUAUCGUGGAAUAUACAAUUAAAGUGACAAAAAAUUAUUUGGACAUAAAUAAUGGUUAUCUUUUAACAUUUCAAUUUUCAUUUAUCAGUUUUGUAAAACUAAAGUGAUUCUUACAUUCUCCAGUCUUAAAAAAAUGUGUAGCUGUAUUGUGAAAAAAACAAAAACAAACCUAAACUAAAAUGCACUUGUAUGUCUACAGUCUAUUUGUUGAACCUUUAUAGCGACGACUCGUCUUGAGUCUGUAGUUAGGCUAGCUAUGAAUCGAAAUCUAAAAAUGGAAAAGUCUCAAUAAUAGUAAUAAUAAUAAUAUAAUUAUUUAUAUAGCAUCUUUAACCCUUUGCAACCUUGAUAGACAACUGUUUUCUCGGGCUGCAUUCAGGUGCCUUUCACAAGAAUUUAAACCUUUGAAACCUGAGCAAACUGGUUUGAUUUAUUUUGAAAAUGUGCAAAAUAGGCAAUGAGAAACUUGAAGAAAUGUCCCGCAAAUUUCAAGAAAAUAGUAAUAUGUGAUAUGAAAAAUGAUCUAAAGAAGAAAAGAGAGAGAAAGAGAAGGGAAAAUUAUUUGGAAAUUAUCAAAAAAGGAGGAAAAAUGUCCGGAAAAAUUUAUUCAUACUUAUUAUAAUUAUGUUUAAAAUUGCUUCACAGGAAAAAAAAAAUCUCUUUCUCUAUAUAUAUAUUUAGCACUUUUUCAAGGUCGUUUGCUUGUUUGUUUUUGUUUUUUAUUUAAUUUCAUGCAUAUUUGUGGGUCAUCUCUUGUAAAGUUUCUCAUUGCCUCUUAGUUUCAUUCUUGAAAGGAAUUAGGUCAAUUUGCUCAGGUUUUAAAGGCUUAAAAACAGAGUUGCCUCCUCUGCACUGAGGAAAGAGAGGACAUGAGGACAGAGAGUCAGGGAAGGAAAUGUAAAAUGGCUUGAAAAACUGCUCCUUAUUAUUCCAACCCAAACCGUUCUUUUCUGAUGAUACCUGAAAACCACAUAGCUUUUUUGCACUAUAAAUGAUAAUUUAACUCAGUUUUCUUCAUUUCUCCUGUAAAUGUAAUGUACUUUAUUUUAUACUGUCUAAUUUGCAUUCCUUUUUGUAACCACAAUGUUCAUGCACAUGCACAUUACAAUGUUUAUUUAGCCUUGUAUUUAUUUUUUUUUUUACUGGCCGCUGGUCAUCCCGCCGCUGGUCAAGUUUGGUGGGCUUCUGUCUCAUGUCUAGCAGCACUCUUAUGGUAUGAAGGGCAUGAUUGGAGACGCUUUGAUCCACUCUAGAGGAAAAAAGGGAAGUCAUGGACAAAUCAAUGCCAUUACUCAUCCCUCAGUGGACGAGCCUCCUCUUGACUUGAAGGUGCUUCAAGGUGGGAAGGAGAGUAAGACAAGUUUGGAUGCAGCCCAACGUGGCCCAGAUUUUGAAUAUACUUCAAUAAAACAAUUAUGGAAAGGUAGACAGAUAAUACAUAAAGAAAUCCAUAAUUAUUGGAAAUGAAGAUGGACUCUCCAGCCCUCUCUGCUGCUGUGGGCCACAAUAGUUAUUGUAUACACCAUCACAUGUAUUGUUAUCUUGUAGGCUUGGUCCUGAUGUCUGACUGUAUCUUUCCUUUCUGUCACCUUUUAUUUUGUGACAUUACAUUUUAUUAAUAAAAUGAU